CUAUAAUAAUUCAUCAUUAAGGUCCUCUUGUGGUCCCCUACCACAAUGGAAUGGUAGACUAGGAUUGUUGGUGAUAGGUCUGGUAAAAUUAACGAUGGUCCUUCAACCAGAGGUGUACUCUGAUCUUCGUGGCUCUGGUUCUGGCCUUCUGGGUUCUCUAGUCAAUGUUUUGAUGAUUUUAUAGAGUUCAUCAAUAGUGGGUUAUCCAUAGUGUUUAAAUAGUGGGUUAUCCAUAGUGUUCUCCAUGGUGGUCCUCACUGCAGUUAACAGAGGACCACAUUCCACAGUAAACCCUUUUUGUAUUUACCUUUUAGUUGAUCUCUCUUUAGCUUGAGAUAAGAUAUCUAUAGCAUCCUCAUGUUUUUUAAAGAACCUACAGGAACCUAGUUUUUUUAAAGAACCUUCCUUAGGCACACAUUAUUGAUUCCAUUAGAACAAAGAUAAGGUCUGUGGGACUCAAAAUUAGAUUUAUUAAUGUGCCCAAUAUCAUUUUCUCUCUCUUUUUGCUUCCUGUUUUAUUUUUAUUCAGCAACUUUAAAGCUGCAGGCCUGAACAUGAUUUUAUAUAUCUAAGCCUGGAGGGCUUUGCGCCCAUCAAACAAAACUAACUGUAUAUCUAGGCCUCAAAAAGACUGUUAGCAUCAUAUUGAUGCAUGCACCAAAAUGAUGUUACAUUAGAAUUUUGAUGGCUGUUGCUAAGAAGAGCUAGAAAAGAAUACGGAGGCCAUGCUAAAGCUGAUUCAGGAAGAUGCAGAUUCCUUUGCCCAACGUGCAGAGAUGUAUUACAAGAAGAGACCACAGCUAAUCGGCAUGGUUGAACAAUUUUAUCGAGCUCACAGGUCAUUAGCUGAGAGAUAUGAUCUAGUUAAGUCUGAUUCGGGAACGCGCCUCCUGACAACAUUAGGGUCUCCAUUCUCAACCAAAUGCCAUUCAGAGAAGUCGAUGAGUGUGGUGGACGAAACCUACGACAGCCUCUCCGAAACCUGUGAACCUGAGGAGUACACCGAGUCUGAAGUUGAUGAUCCCGACCUAGAGGAUGAAACUUCAGUUGAUAAAGUAACAGAAGAGAAGGUUUCAUGUGGGGUUAGUGACGAUGAAGUGAGAAAGUUAAGGGAAGAAAUAGAGAGGCUUCAGGAAGAGAAUAGAAUUCAAAAGGAUCAACUAAAGCAGAAAGAUGAUGAGAAGAGAGAGGUAAUAAGACAGUUGAGUAUGGCUGUGGAUGUUUACAAACAGGAGAAUGUGAAGCUGAAGAAGUAUCUUGCCCGAGAAUCAGCAGAUAAUUCGAGUCCCUUCUUCGAGUUUAACAAAUUAAAGGGUACAUUUCUAGGGAAGUUGUUUAACAGAUCCCCACAAUCUCAUGCUCCCAUUGUUGCACUCUAGGUGUCUGUUAACAUGUUUUCAAUUAGUAUAAGUUAUAGGACACAGUUUAUAUAGAUGUCUAUAUCGGGGAAUUUCCCCUGUAAUUUAUAUUAGGAUUCUAGUAUUUCCUUUGAAGACUGCUUCUUAGACUUCCUAUGUUGUUCGUGUGUUAUUCUGCAUUGAUUGUAACUCAAUUACAUUGUUAUAAAUAUAGUAGCCCCAAGUUUGUCCUUGU
This is a messenger RNA of Rosa rugosa (rugosa rose), 1593 nucleotides long. RefSeq names its product protein NETWORKED 3A-like. The coding region runs from base 726 to 1379 and encodes 217 amino acids. Gene Ontology annotation, cellular component: vacuolar membrane. The transcript has 2 exons. Gene Ontology annotation, molecular function: actin binding. Lineage: Eukaryota; Viridiplantae; Streptophyta; Magnoliopsida; Rosales; Rosaceae. The record is from RefSeq and is a predicted model, not a curated record.